AUGAGUAAAAAGAUUUGUCUUCUCUUAGUUUUUAAUCUGAUUUUAUUCGCUAAUAUUGCUAGCGGAUAACCAACUUUAAAUGCUUAUUGCAAUUACAUAGCUUCCAUAUCUGGUAGAUUUGGAGUUCAGUAUUAGCCAGAUAUUAGUGCACAAAGAUGCAGUUUUUGUUAAUUAUUUGAGUACACUUCUUCCCAAAAUACCUAGAACCCUUAUACCGGGUGCUUAACCUGUCCUGAUUACUAGACUGGUUAAUGUAAAGUAUGCAAACCAAAUUAUUUCAGCACUCCUAAUUAAGUUUGCGUCCCAUGUCCUGAAGGAAAUGCUUCUUGCUGUUCAACAAAUUUAGCUAAUGACGAGCCAAACUUAUCCACUUUUACUAACACUAUAAACUUAUCAACAUAUGCUGAUUACUCCAGAUAUGCGAUAGCAGUUCAAUUUUAUUCAGCAAUCAGAGCUAUAAGCUGCUUGCCAGGGUACGUUCAACUUGGCCAUGUUUGCUAAAAAUACCCAGAUAAUUGUUAAACUGUGUCAGUUCAAAGUAACUCAUUUUAUUGCUCAGCUUGCAAAGCAGGAUAUUUCUUUGAUAAUAAUAAUAGUUGUGUUAACAACGGUGUAAGCAUCAGAUAUAUUUACAACACUGUUCCUUUUCCAGAAAAUUUUGUGAAAUGCUCUGGUUACUCUUCAUAUUCCACUUGCACUGGUUGCUAAUCUCAAUAAGGAUAAGACUUAGUUAUCAGAUACUUUACUCUCGAUAGCAGCUCCAUUAAAAUAGAGUAAUUAACUGACUCCACUGGCCAAACAUCUAAAACUUACUAAGUUUGUCGAGAAUGCCCUUAAUAUUGCAUAAACUGUGAUGGUAAUUAUUAAUAAUGCAAGGUAUGCGCACCCUAUUACUUUUUGUAAAAUGGAAACUGUAAACCAUGUCCUACUCCUGAUUAGUAUAUAUAGCUAAAUUCUGACCUCCAAUUGUAAGCAUAUUAUUCUGGAUGCACUUCUGGAGAUUCUUCUUAUGGAUCUUAUACAUGGAAUACUAGCAUCCCAUAGAACAUGUAAGAUACAUUAGGACUUGCUAUUUCUCGUCCAAUUAUCAAGCUUUCUUCUGGUAAAUAUACAGCUUGUGAUGUAAAUUGUGUUUCCUGCUAAUCUGACUAAAAUGGUAAAUCAACUAUUUGCAAUGCUUGUGCAAACGGCUUUUUCCUAGAUAAAAGUCAAAGCCCAUACGUUUGCUCAGUCUGCCCAGAUCCAAACAGUGUUUUGUGUGUUUGGAAUGAUACUAUUAAAAUGGCUUAAAUCAUUGCUUGUAAGGCAACUGCAAAUGAUUUUGUCCCAUACCAUAACACCUACUACUUGCAACUUGAUUUUAAUUUAAAUAAUUUUAAUUAAAAUCCUUCAACUUAUGACAACAAAAACUAAUGUGUACUCAACACUAAAAACUGUAAGUAAAUGAUUAACAAUAGACUUGGAGUUUAAGGGUAGUGCUCUUCAUGUUAUUAAAGUUCAGAUUUAGCCAGAGUUUAUCAGCCUAAUGCAGGAUAUUAACCUCUUAAUUACUAUCUAACAAGUUAAAAUAGUUGUGUGACUUGUUUAACACCAAAUUCUUCAGAUUGCGCCCUUUCUAGUGAUAAAACAUAAGUUGUUGUUACCAAAUGUAAAGCUGGAUACUAGCCUACUCCAAUCUCUGAUGGAACCUGUAAGCAAUGCCCCAGCAAAUGUCUUACAUGCAAUGAUUAAAGUCAAUGCACCAGCUGUGAUACCUCUAAAUAUUACAGUAUAACUACAUAAGGAUAAAUUACAGACUGUUAACCUGCUUAUGCUCCUAAUACAGCUGCUUUAGAAGGAUGCUUAAAUUGGGGCAGUGGACCUAGUAUGCCUUCAACUCCAAGUUGCUAGACAUGUAACGCAGGUUAUGUCUUAGUAUCAGAUGCAUAACUCUAAACAAAAACAUCUACAUAAACUGUCGCCUUAUGUUUAGCUUGUCCAUCAAAUUGUACAUAAUGUUAUGCAGGUUAGCAAAGAGCUAUCUGCAGUAAAUGUAGUAUUGAUACUUAUUUAUCAAACAAUGUUUGUAUCAGUCUUCCAGAUGGUUGCUUUACUGUAAAAAAUGGUGCAUGCACAUAAUGCUAAUAUGGUUAUAGAUUAGUUGAUAACAAAUUUUGCUUUAAAUGUGUGAGCAGUAAUUCUGCCUCUGAUUUAUAAAACCGCUUUUUCUAUGAUUGCCCAGGAGCUCAAUGUGCUGCAGUACCCACUUCAGAUUAGUCUGAGGACUCUCUCUCAACAAAGACUACACAACCUUCCUCAUCUUUCUAAAAUAAAUUAUAAAUAUCUAUUUUAUGCUUGUUAUUAUUACUCGUUUUAUUAUUUUGA
Tetrahymena thermophila SB210 is the source of this 2364-nucleotide messenger RNA. Its product is annotated as zinc finger, LSD1 subclass family protein, putative. The record is from RefSeq and is a predicted model, not a curated record. The transcript has a single exon. NCBI's taxonomy places the organism in Eukaryota, Ciliophora, Oligohymenophorea, Hymenostomatida, Tetrahymenidae.